AUGUCGUUAGCCUUCAUGCCUAAUCCGAGAACUAAAGCUCCACCGCCUAAUCAGGCAUCCAUUCAAAAGAUGCUUGAUGAAAAUAGCCAGUUCAUUCAAACCAUCAUCGACUUUCAGAACAAAGGAAGAGGAAAUGAGACCAUCCAUUACCAGCAGUUGUUGCACAAGAACUUAGUCUACCUGGCAACAAUAGCAGAUAACAGUCAGAAUGUUCAAAAUUUACUGCCGCCUGUAGGCUACUUAUUAUUUUAG
Messenger RNA from Helobdella robusta, 252 nucleotides. RefSeq lists its product as hypothetical. Bases 1 to 252 code for a protein of 83 amino acids. Gene Ontology annotation, molecular function: transcription coactivator activity. The record is from RefSeq and is a predicted model, not a curated record. Gene Ontology annotation, biological process: positive regulation of transcription by RNA polymerase II. Gene Ontology annotation, cellular component: nucleus. The transcript is spliced from 3 exons. NCBI's taxonomy places the organism in Eukaryota, Metazoa, Annelida, Clitellata, Rhynchobdellida, Glossiphoniidae.